AUGGGCAGUGUGAACCCUUCAUCCACUUCUGAUUAUGGGCGUAGAACCUGGAAUCGUGAGGAAUACGCCCAGCUAGAACAAGAAACGAGACAUAGGCAUGAGUCGAAAUUUACACACCUCUCAACGGAGCAACUCAAGAUUUUGAAAGCUAAAUACACCAACCACAGUAAUUUGAUCAAGACGGCUACACAGGAUGGUAAUCGAAGAACGUUAACCACCUCAUUGAGUAUAUAUAAAAGAGGAAAACAGUUUGGUUUUUACUGUGAACUUUGCGACUUGACUUUCAAAGAUACGUUGCAAUUCGUGGAUCAUCUGAACCAUAAGGCACACGAGAUUAAGUUUGAGAGAACAUUUGGCGAACCCCUUAUAGUCGAUCUCCGAGAUAAUGACGACGUUCCAUUUGAUGAAUUUGAUGAGGAAUGCUCCGCUACAAUACGAGAAUUUCUGAAAAGUCACGGCAAGCUCCCAUCUUCAAAACCAGCGAAAGCUCCAAUAAAACCAGAAGCCCAAUCUUAUCCACCUAAAACUGAAGAGGAAGUUUCUCCGAGUAGUGCGCUGGACUCUGUUAUGGGAUUCAAGGGCUUUGGAAGCACCAAAAGGUGA
Molecule: messenger RNA, 603 nt
Organism: Lachancea dasiensis
Lineage: Eukaryota; Fungi; Ascomycota; Saccharomycetes; Saccharomycetales; Saccharomycetaceae
Source: the annotation of a GenBank genome assembly